Molecule: messenger RNA, 2025 nt
Organism: Drosophila sulfurigaster albostrigata
Lineage: Eukaryota; Metazoa; Arthropoda; Insecta; Diptera; Drosophilidae
Product: mitogen-activated protein kinase kinase kinase 7-like
Exons: 7
Coding region: 136-978 (280 amino acids)
Biological process (GO): protein phosphorylation; JNK cascade; positive regulation of canonical NF-kappaB signal transduction
Molecular function (GO): protein tyrosine kinase activity; ATP binding; magnesium ion binding
Source: RefSeq, a predicted model, not a curated record
AACCUAAACAUCCGCAAAUGUAUAUACAACAGUGUUAAGUUUAUCGAUAAGAAUUUCUUAUCAACGUAAUAAACAAAUCGACAAGAAAGAAGCAAAAGUAGAUUAAAAACUUUAGUCAGUUUGUGGUAUUCAAUAAUGGACAACGUAGAUAUUAACGUGAGCUACAGCGGUAUUCAUUUGGGGAAAAAGAUUGGCAGUGGCAGUUAUGGUGUUAUUCACAAAGCAAUUUGGCAAACUAAGAGUAUUGCAGUAAAAAUAAUUCAAGAAAACACUUCAGAUACAGAAACGGGAAAAAGAAUUAAGGAGACAGAGGUUUUGGCCGAAAUUCGGAAUCUAAAACAGUUUAAUCAUAGGAACAUUGUCACGCUAUAUGGAGUCGCAAAAGAUCCCGACAAUAGCAUUUGUAUGCUUUUGGAAUUUGCAGAUUGUGGAUCACUCUACAAUUUCUUGCAUUGCUCAGAUAACGACGUCAGCUACCUUGACAAGAUAAACUGGAUGAAGCAAUGUGCCAAGGGAAUGGAUUAUUUACAUAGUAAUAAUACAGUACACCGGGAUCUUAAAACUCAGAACUUGUUGCUUUUCGAUAAAUAUCGAACAUUGAAGAUAUGCGAUUUUGGGACAGUGAAACAACUUACUACGAUUAAUACGGAAUUCAUAGGAACCAUUCGAUACAUGGCCCCAGAACUUAUGGACGCAAAUGGGAAAUACACGGAAAAGUGUGACGUUUUUAGCUUUGGGAUUAUUUUCUGGGAAGUCAUGUCACGGAAGAAGCCUUUCGAGGACUUAAAGGACAUGCAUCCAUUGGCAAUUCAAAAGAAAGUUUCAGAAGGUGUGCGUCCGAAUGUAAAUGACAUAAUGAAAUUUGCAAAUUCGCAUUUAAUCAAACAAAGUAUUGAAGAGUGCUGGGAUCAAGAUCCUGAGCUGAGGCCGAGUAUGAAGGAAGUGAUUUGUGAUAUUAAUGUUGAUAGCAAAAAAUGAUAUAGGCUUUCGCUUUGACGAUAUAGAAUUAGUAGAAAUGGUAAGCAAAUGUAAUCAUGUGGAACAUUUAUUAAUGAUAUUGUAUUUCAACAACAGAUCGAACAUGGAAGCUAUUGUGACGUCUACAAAGCUCGUUGGCGAACUGAAAGUUACAGCAAAUGCGUUGCAGCAAAAAUAAUACAAGAUGUUAUUUCAAAGAUAGACAUAGAAAAACAUAUCCUCGAUCUCGGUGGUGAACUAAAAGGUCUGUGCCACAAAAAUAUUGUAACAUUUUAUGAUGUCUGUAAGACACACGACAAUAGAAUAUGUAUGCUGAUUCAGUAUGCAGACUGUGGAACCCUCCAUGAUUUUUUGUAUCGAUCGAAACACGAAAUUAGUUAUGUUGGCAAACUAAAUUGGAUGAUGCAAUGUGCCAAGGGUAUGGACUACUUGCAUAGCAAAGACAUGCUACAUUCAGCUCUAAGAACACAAAAUUUGUUGCUUUGUAACAAAUAUAAAACAUUAAAAAUCGGAAAUUAUGGUUUAAUUAAAAGAGCUGCCGUAUAUCCCAAACUAAUGAGCGCCAUUGACCAGGGCGAAGAUCCAAAUGCACUUGAUUACCUUGGAGUAUGCGCAAUGAAGACGAAUGUUUUUAUUUUUGGCAUUAUAUGCUGGCAAAUAUUAGUAAGAAAGAAACCAUUUGACGACGACAAAGUAACGAAUUCGUUGGCUAUCGAAGAAAUGAUCAAAAAUGGUAAGACAACUUAAAAAUAAUCAGCAUCGAUUUAAUUUCCUUUCGCUUUAGGUGUUUCACUGUAUAUUAAUAAAAUUGAUUGUUAUCCCGAUUCGUGGCACAUCAAAAGCAUUAUUAAACACUGUUGGUAUCGUGAUCCAAAUGACCGACCGACUCCGAAAACUCUGUCGCUUUUAUUGCAAAUGGAUCCUGCGAUAUUUUCCAAGUAUCCCCUUUUAUUAUAUCGGUCUAAAUCACUGAGAAUUGAGAUUCCUGAGAGAGAAACUGAUCAAAAGAAUGGUGAAGAAUAAUAAAUUACGUUUCUUACAUUACAA